Messenger RNA from Rhinolophus ferrumequinum (greater horseshoe bat), 1905 nucleotides. It is a transcript of the gene ZBTB12, whose product is annotated as zinc finger and BTB domain containing 12. Bases 164 to 1543 code for a protein of 459 amino acids. The transcript has 2 exons. Gene Ontology annotation, molecular function: RNA polymerase II cis-regulatory region sequence-specific DNA binding; protein binding; DNA-binding transcription factor activity, RNA polymerase II-specific. Lineage: Eukaryota; Metazoa; Chordata; Mammalia; Chiroptera; Rhinolophidae. The record is from RefSeq and is a predicted model, not a curated record. Gene Ontology annotation, biological process: regulation of transcription by RNA polymerase II.
CGGAGCCGGCCCCGCGCGCGCGCCCUGUGCACCCCCGCGCCUGCGCGCUGCCCAGGCCCUGCCCGAGUGUGGGGGCGCCGGCGGCCCCGGGGGGGUGGGGGAAGUAGGGGGGGAAAAACACAGCGCGCGGACCCGGGCCAGGGUUGCCCACUCCCCCGCCACAAUGGCCUCUGGGGUGGAAGUCCUGCGCUUCCAGCUGCCUGGCCACGAGGCCGCUACGCUGCGGAACAUGAACCAGCUCCGCGCAGAGGAGCGGUUCUGCGACGUGACCAUUGUGGCCGACAGCCUCAAGUUCCGCGGCCACAAGGUCAUCCUGGCUGCCUGCUCCCCUUUCCUGCGGGACCAGUUCCUGCUGAACCCCAGCUCUGAGCUGCAGGUCUCAUUGAUGCACAGUGCACGCAUCGUGGCCGACCUCCUGCUCUCCUGUUACACGGGUGCCCUGGAAUUCGCAGUCAGGGAUAUCGUUAACUACCUGACGGCUGCCUCCUACCUGCAGAUGGAGCACGUGGUAGAGAAAUGCCGGAACGCCCUCAGCCAGUUCAUUGAGCCCAAAAUAGGUCUCAAAGAGGAUGGGGUCAGCGAUGCCAGCCUUGUGAGCAGUGUCAGUGCUACCAAAUCCCUCCUUCCUCCUGCCAGGACCCCUAAGCCAGCCCCCAAACCUCCCCCCCCACCCCCUCUACCUCCUCCGCUGCUGCGGCCUGUGAAGCUGGAGUUCCCACUGGAUGAGGACCUGGAGCUGAAGGCGGAGGAAGAGGAUGAGGAUGAGGACGAGGAUGUGUCUGACAUCUGCAUCGUCAAGGUGGAGUCGGCCCUGGAGGUGGCACACCGGCUCAAACCUCCCGGAGGCCUAGGAGGAGGUCUGGGCAUCAGUGGCUCAGUGGGCAGCCACCUGGGGGAGCUGGCCCAGAGCAGCGUGCCCCCCAGCACUGUGGCCCCACCACAGGGUGUGGUGAAAGCCUGCUACAGCCUGUCUGAGGACGCAGAAGGGGAGGGCCUGCUGUUGAUCCCCGGAGGCCGGGCCAGCGUGGGGGCCACUUCGGGCCUAGUAGAGGCAGCAGCGGUGGCCAUGGCUGCCCGGGGGGCGGGGGGCAGCCUGGGGGCAGGGGGCAGCCGGGGCCCUCUGCCAGGGGGCUUCUCCAGUACAAACCCCCUAAAAAACAUCAAGUGCACCAAGUGCCCGGAAGUGUUCCAGGGCGUGGAGAAGCUGGUCUUCCACAUGCGGGCACAACACUUCAUCUUCAUGUGCCCGCGCUGCGGCAAGCAGUUCAACCACAGCAGCAACCUCAACCGCCACAUGAACGUGCACCGCGGCGUCAAGUCACACUCUUGUGGCAUCUGCGGCAAGUGCUUCACGCAGAAGUCCACACUGCACGACCACCUCAACCUUCACUCAGGAGCGAGGCCCUAUCGCUGCUCCUACUGUGACGUGCGCUUCGCCCACAAGCCUGCCAUUAGGCGGCACCUCAAGGAGCAGCACGGCAAGACCACGGCCGAGAACGUGCUGGAGGCCAGCGUGGCUGAGAUCAACGUUCUCAUCCGCUAGCCGGGCAGGCGCUGGGUUCCUGGGUUGGGUGGGAAGGUGGCUCCCUGGCCCAGGAGAAUAGGGGGUGUGUGUCGGGGACAAACAGGUACGGUGGGGAGCCUGAGCAGACAUACACAUCCUGAGGGAAGCGCCCAAAUUCCUUGGAGAGAAGAUCCUGCAUCUUCAGAAGAAAAGGAUGGAGAGGCAGAGAGUUCUUGGAGAAGGCCAAGGGAAUAUGGGGUCCCAGAGAAAGAUUGUCUUCUCUUAGAGGUGCAUGGAAAUGUGGAGGGAGGGAAAGGGUCCUACAGAAUGAGGAGGAAAAAAGACUGGAAAAUGUUUUAUUACUGGCUAAGCCUUCCCAGGGAGAGGUCUGACAUUUCUUG